AUGGCGAGAUGCGCCUGCCGUCGUUCACGCUCCACAGCCUCCCCACCCUCGUGGAUCACCUGGGCGGCGACCACGCCGCGAACAUCCGCAACCCCAUCACGCACCACCCGCUGUACCACCCUUCCCCGGCCGCUUUCAUCUCCCCCACCGACGUCGUCCUCCACGACAUCCUCCACCGCUUCCGACGACAGCGGCGGCCUCACCGCCUACCACCGCGUGGGGCCGUGCCGCGAGGUCACGUUCGACCCAGCGCGCGUGCGCGCGACAAUAGUCACGUGCGGCGGGUUCUGCCCUGGCACGAACACCAUCGUCCGGGAGCUCGUCGUCGGGCUCUGGGAGCUCUACGACGUGCGCGCCAUCUUCGGCGUCCAGAACGGGUACCGCGGGUUCUACUCCGAGGAGGACGAGCCCCUGCCGCUGGAGCCCGCGACGGUGCAUCACUGGCACAAGGUCGGGGGCACCGUGCUAAGCACGUCGCGCGACGGGUUCGACCUCGCUAGGAUCGUGGACGCCAUCGACCGGCGCGGGUUCAACCAGGUGUACGCCAUCGGCGACGACAGCACGAUGCGCGGGCUGGUGAGGAUCUUUGAGGAGGUCCGGCGGCGCGGCCUCCCCGUCGCCAUCGUGGGCGUCCCGAAGACGGUGGACAACGACGUGGGCAUUAUCCACCGCUCCUUUGGGUUCCACACGACGGUGGAGGCGGCGCAGCGUGCCAUCGGCGCGGCGCAGGUGGAGGCCGAGAGCGCGGCCAACGGCGUGGGGCUCGUGAAGCUCAUGGGCCGAAGCGCGGGUCACAUCACGCUGCACGCCACGCUCAGCAGCCACGACUUCGACUGUUGCCUCAUCCCCGAGGAGGACUUCUACCUCUGCGGCGCCGGCGGGCUGUUCGAGUUCCUGUAUCGCCGCCUCAGGGAGAAAGGCCACGCCGUGGUCACCGUCACCGAGGGCGCCGGGCAGCGCCUCAUCGUGAGAUCAGCCGACCCACAGCAGCAGCACGACGAGUCCGGCAACUCGGCGCUCCUAGACGUGGGCGCGUGGCUCAAGGCCGAGCUCAGGGCGUGGUGGGCAGCGAAGCACGCGCGGGGAGCUGCUCAUGGUGAAGUACAUCGACCUGACAUACAUGGUCUGCGCCGUGGCGGCCAACGCCGAUGA
Molecule: messenger RNA, 1152 nt
Organism: Miscanthus lutarioriparius
Lineage: Eukaryota; Viridiplantae; Streptophyta; Magnoliopsida; Poales; Poaceae
Source: the annotation of a GenBank genome assembly